This is a messenger RNA of Eriocheir sinensis (Chinese mitten crab), 10615 nucleotides long. It is a transcript of the gene unc-104, whose product is annotated as kinesin-like protein unc-104. Gene Ontology annotation, biological process: microtubule-based movement. The transcript has 37 exons. Lineage: Eukaryota; Metazoa; Arthropoda; Malacostraca; Decapoda; Varunidae. Gene Ontology annotation, molecular function: microtubule binding; ATP binding; microtubule motor activity. Bases 587 to 5983 code for a protein of 1798 amino acids. The record is from RefSeq and is a predicted model, not a curated record.
AUGGAACGGAAAACAGGAACCCAACCCAGUGACUAUCCUAUCAUUCUUCAGCAUCCUUCAUUCUCCGAGGCUUCAACAUCUCGCAAAAUCUUAAACAGGGGAAGAAAUAGGAAAAGCAAACCCGGCGAUGUGCAUUGGGGAUGAUGGCGGUAGGGAAGCAGGCUCAAGGCAGUGGUGGUGGUGGUCAUAGUGGGCGGUGGAAGACCCUGAGAGCGCAUGCGUGAAACACCGAUAUCGAGAGAACGGGACGGCACGGCGAGCGGAGGCUACCACUGUGUCUGUGUCGGGUGUCGCAAGCGCGCUCUCUCUCUCCACUCUCCCUCCUCUCACUCCAGCGGGAUAUUUAGGAGUGAAAAUGGCGGUGGAGGGUGGCUGUGAGGUGGUGAGGCGGUGGUGACUGUCUCCACUGCUCCGCCAACACCACGAGAGGCUGUGAGAGGGGUGACGUAGGGAAUUCUUUGGGAGUUCGAAGUCCCCAGAAGCGUCGCCAACCCACGGCCCGCCUCCCUCGCUCUCUCUCUCGCGGGCUCUCUGCGAUCAAUCAUUAGUGCGCUGGUGGAAGCCAUCUUGUUUUACAGCCGCCAACAUGUCUUCAGUCAAGGUCGCGGUGCGGGUUCGCCCGUUCAACAACCGCGAGAUCGUGCGGGAGAGCAAGUGUAUCAUAGAGAUGGGCGGCAAGACGACCAUCAUCACCAACCCCAAGGCCCCUCCAGGAAGCAAGGAUGGAAGCAAAAGUUUCAACUUCGACUACUCCUACUGGUCUCAUGACGUUACCGACCCAACUUUCGCCUCCCAGCAGGACGUAUUCAGAGACAUUGGAGAGGAGAUGCUUCAACACGCCUUUGAUGGGUACAAUGUGUGCAUCUUCGCCUAUGGACAGACAGGUGCCGGGAAGUCCUACACGAUGAUGGGCAAGCAGGAGGAGGGGCAGGAGGGCAUCAUUCCCCUCAUCUGCAAGGACAUGUUCAACCGCAUUGCCGACUCCACCGAUGAUGAGCUGCAGUAUUCGGUGGAGGUGAGCUACAUGGAGAUCUACUGUGAGCGCGUGAGGGACCUCCUGAACCCGAAGAAGCAUAAUAACCUAAGGGUCCGAGAACACCCUUUGCUUGGCCCCUACGUUGAGGACCUCGCCAAACUUGCAGUCACCACCUACGAGGACAUCCAGAACCUGAUUGACGAGGGGAACAAAGCCAGGACAGUCGCAGCCACAAACAUGAACGAGACCUCUUCCCGCUCCCAUGCCGUGUUCACCAUCGUACUGACCCAGCAGCGCGAUGACUCCACCACCAAGCUGACCACUGAACGCGUCUCUAAGAUCUCCCUGGUUGACUUGGCCGGGUCCGAGCGCGCCGACUCUACAGGGGCGAAAGGAACCCGCCUGAAGGAGGGCGCCAAUAUCAACAAGUCCCUCACCACCCUCGGAAAGGUCAUCUCCGGACUCGCUGAGGUGGCCUCAAAACCCAACACCAACAAAAAGCGAAAAGGAGAGUUCAUCCCCUACCGUGACUCCGUGCUGACCUGGCUGCUGAGGGAGAACCUUGGCGGGAACAGCAAGACCGCUAUGGUGGCCGCGAUCUCCCCCGCCGAUAUUAACUAUGACGAGACGCUCUCCACCCUCAGGUAUGCAGACAGGGCCAAGCAGAUCCGCUGUAACGCCGUGGUGAACGAGGACGCCAACGCCAAGCUGAUCCGAGAGCUGAAGGAGGAGAUUCAACGCCUCCGAGAGCUGCUCAAACAGGAGGGCAUUGAGGUCCAGGAAGCCGGCCAGGGAGAGAUCAAGUCUAACACUCGCAAUGACAACCGUCCUGCUAACCUGGGCUCAUGUCAGGAGAUCACCAAGGUCAUGAACAGCAAGAAUGACAAGGAGACACCACAGAUCACGUCCCCCGUCUCCACCGUGGCCGAGAAUGCCGUUGACCAGCUGCAGGCCAACGAGAAACUGAUUGCAGAACUGAACGAGACUUGGGAGGAGAAACUGAAGCGUACCGAGAGCAUCCGUCUGCAGCGGGAGGCGGUGUUCGCAGAGAUGGGCGUGGCUCUGAAGGAGGACGGCAACACGCUCGGAAUAUUCUCCCCGAAGAAGACUCCCCACCUGGUCAACCUGAACGAGGACCCAUCCAUGUCCGAAUGUCUACUUUACUACAUCAAGAACGGCUUCACCAAUGUGGGAUCGGCCGAGUCCAACAUCCCACAGGACAUUCAGCUCUGCGGCUCACAUAUCAUGCCCGAACACUGCCAGUUUGAGAACCAAGAAGGUGUGGUCCUACUGCACCCCAAACCGAAAGCCAUGGUCUACGUCAACGGCCGCGAGGUGGUUGAGCCGACCGUGCUGAAGACAGGCUCACGUGUUAUCCUCGGGAAGAACCACGUGUUCCGCUUCAACCACCCGGAGCAAGCCCGAGAGCGUCGCGAGACCAAAUCCCCUGCCGACACCCCGGGAUCAACCGAACCAGCUGAUUGGCAGUUCGCUCAGGUGGAGUUGCUGGAGAAACAAGGCAUUGAUCUGAAGGAGGAGAUGCAGAAGAGGCUUGUGGCCCUUGAGGAACAGUACCAGAAGGAGAAGGAAGCAGUGCAGAAGGAGUUUGACAAGGAGAGAAAGAACUACGAGGCGAGGAUUGACGCACUCCAGAAGCAGGUUGAGGAGCAGAGCAUGACCAUGUCCAUGUACUCCUGCAACAAUGAGGAGUUCCCACACGAUGAAGACAUAUUUGUAAACCCCUUGUUUGACGCAGAAUGCAACUGGGCGGUUCGGGAUUAUGCCUUAGCCUCCUGGGCAUUCCGCAAAUGGAAGUACCACCAGUUCACCUCCCUGCGAGAUGAUCUGUGGGGAAACGCUAUCUUCCUCAAAGAAGCCAAUGCCAUAUCUGUUGAACUGAAGAAGAAGGUUCAGUUCCAGUUUACGCUGCUCACCGAUACACUCUACUCUCCGCUGCCGCCGGACUUCCUGCCGCUGCUGGACGAGGAAGAGGAUGAAGAGGAUGACGAGGAGCGGCCCAUCCCUCGUACCAUCGUAGCCGUGGAAGUCCAGGACACGAAGAAUGGAGCCACACACUACUGGACCCUGGAGAAGCUGAGACAUCGUUUGGAGUUGAUGCGCCAGAUCUACAAUUCUGACGUAAGCCCAUGCUCCCCUCUGCCACCCUCCCCACCGCCGCCGCCUGCCACCUCGGAGCGUCCAGGGCGGGAGGAGGAGGUGCAGACGUGUAUCCCGGGCUGUAAUCAAGCCAAGCUCUCCCUCUCCCAGCUCCUGCCAACCAGACUCCUCAACUCGCGCAUACAGCGACUCGAGCUCAUGAGGGAGAUGUACCACAAUGAGGCGGAGCUGUCGCCCACCUCCCCCGACUACAACAUUGAAAGCCUCACAGGCGGGGACCCCUUCUACGACCGCUUCCCUUGGUUCAGGCUCGUCGGAAGAGGAUUCCUGUACCUGAGCAACCUGCUGUACCCAGUGCCACUGCUUCAUCGCGUGGCCAUCGUCAACGAGCGCGGCGACGUCAAGGGGUACCUCAAAGUGGCGGUGCAGGCUGUCAUCGUAUCUGAAGAAGACGCAGUAGAGAGUUCCCAGCCCGCCGGAGUGAGGCAGUCAGCCAGGAUAUCCUUCAACGAGGGUAACUUCAAGCGCCCCAGGGCCAAGCGAGGCUCCCUGUCGGCCCAGGUGCUGGAGAAGAACACAGCAGCGGCGGCGGAGGAGGAGCGCAUCGUGGAGGGACAAGUGGGGCCCAACGACUCCAUCAAACUUGAAGAUGAGGUGUGUGAGGUGGACAGCGGACGGGGCGACAGCAGUGCCAGUUCGUGCGACAGCGGCAAGUACGAGGACCUUCCGUCACACCUCCGCAUCGGCCAGGAGCUCACCUUCCGCGUCACUGUGCUUCAAGCUUUCGACGUGUCAACAGAGUACGCCGACAUCUUCUGCCAGUUCAACUUCCUGCACAGGCAUGACGAGGCAUUCUCCACCGAACCUGUCAAAAACACUGGCAAGGGACCCCCACUCGGCUUCUACCAUGUACAGAACAUCACCGUCACUGUGACCAAAGCCUUUAUUGACUACAUCAAGACCCAGCCCAUCGUGUUUGAGGUCUUCGGCCACUACCAGCAACACCCACUCCAUCGCGACUCACGCCAGGACGCCACACACUUUUUACCCCCCGGCGUACUACCUCACCCCGGCAGCUCUCGUGGCCCCCCCAAGAGGAUGCAGCCCCCAGCGAUCCCCAUCAGCCAGCCGAUUCGUUCCCCCAAGUUCGGCGUGAUGCAGUCUCCCUCAACCUCCCAUGUCCACGCCAGACACGACCUGCUUGUCUGGUUCGAGAUCUGUGAAUUAGCCCCAAGUGGUGAGUACGUCCCUGCUGUGGUGGAACACGGGGAUGACCUGCCCUGCCGUGGCCUGUUCCUGCUGCACCAAGGCAUCCAGCGUCGCAUUCGCAUCACAAUUGUGCACGAACAUUCCCAGGACCUUGUAUGGAGGGACGUACGAGAGCUGGUUGUUGGGCGUAUCCGCAGCACCCCAGAGAGCGAGGAUGACAAUAACGACGCCUCAGUCCUCUCCCUCGGCCUCUUCCCCGGCGAGUAUCUGGAGUACCCCGGAGAGGAUCGCACACUCUUCCGCUUCGAAGCCGCCUGGGAUUCGUCUCUCCACAACUCGGUGAUGCUCAACCGCGUCACUCCACCCGGCGAACACGUCUACAUGACCAUCUCGGCUUAUCUGGAGCUGGAGAACAACGCACAGCCAGCCAUCAUCACCAAGGACCUCUGCAUGGUGGUGUACGGCAGGGACUCACGCACCAUCCCUCGCUCCCUCCGGCACAUCUUCAGCGGGUCAUACAAGAACGCGGAGGCCAACAGGAUUUGCGGGGUCUAUGAAACAGUGCUGAAGCGUGCGGCCGAAGCAGGUAGCCCAGGCUUGCAGCGACGGCAGAGAAGAGUUCUGGACACGUCAUCCACAUACGUGCGCGGAGAGGAGAACCUACACGGAUGGAGGCCCAGAGGCGACUCCCUCAUCUUCGAGCACCAGUGGGAGUUGGAGAAGAUCACGCGCCUGACGCAGGUUGAGCGCACCCGACACUUCCUCCUGCUGCGGGAGAAGCUUGGCCUAGGCUCCACCCCGCACCCCAUCACACACCACCAUGACUUCACCAAGAGCGAGAAAGAGGUGGCCAACCAAGCCGCCAAAGCUGGGUGUGACGCCCGCGCUGCCCUCACCCGCUACUCCUCCCGUGACGGCCCCCAGACAGACUCCGACACCAUGAGCGACGCCGAGAGGGAAACGGCACAGAAGUUCGCACGGCUCAUGCAGCAGGGUCGGUCCGCCCAGGCCCUUGCCAAGCAGGAGACACCAGCCCAGACCCCCAAUGACGACCAGGACGCCCUCACCACCUCAGUAACCUCCUCUUGUUCUUCCAACGCCUCGGCCGAACUUUCAUCCCCCGAGAGGCCCCGCGCCCCCGUGCCGGAGCUUCACAUCGCCCUGGGUGGCAGCGCUGUGGUUAGCCACGACUCUCCGCCGACCAGCCCCGGCGACUCACAGGACUCCUCGCCCCUCGUGGAAUGCCGCUCCAUGCCUCUCUACGUGCCGGAGGUGGAGGAAAUCCGCAUCUCCCCGGUGGUUAGCAGAAAGGGCUACCUCAACGUGCUGGACGACCGCACCAACACGUGGAUCAAGAGAUGGGUGGUUGUCCGUCGCCCAUAUGUGUUCAUUUUCCGCGAUGAGAGGGACCCAGUGGAGCGCGGCCUCAUUAACCUGGCCACCGCGCAGAUCGAGUAUUCGGAGGACCAGCAGGCAAUGGUCCGCGUCAGGAAUUCCUUCAGUGUGGUCACCAAACAGAGGGGCUUCCUGCUGCAGACUCUGGGCGACAAGGAGGUGCAUGACUGGCUCUAUGCCAUCAACCCACUCCUGGCUGGGCAGAUCAGAUCAAAGUUGGGCCGCCGCAGCCGCCACACGUCGGGCGGCAGCCACCCCAGCACCCUCUCCGUGCCCGCCAAGUGAGGUGGCAGCCCUCCGCCACCACCACCACCCCACCCUCGGCCUCCUUUCGGCACCCCAACACCCGCGGCACCAUAGCAGAAGCCCCGGGCCGUGAUGCCACUCACCGCCACCACCACGACACCACUCCUGACCCUCUUCUCAAGCCAGAACGGAAGUGGGGAGUGGCUGAUGAUGCUGAUGAUGUAACUAACAGUACUACCACAUCUUAGUGUUUCAUGUAUGUGUCAACCAAACAAUACAUAAUACUACUGCUACUACUACUACUCCUACUACUACUACUACUACAGUAAAGGUAACACGUAUUACAGAAGCUAAUUAUGUACGUAGUCAUGUGCAAGAGGCCAGGACGACCUUACCUGUGGAGAAUUUAAGGUCAUUCAAGAUUUCAGUAGGGGGAACAUUCCUGCUCCUCCUCCUACUCCUCCUCCUUCCUCCUUCCUCCUCCUCCACCUCCUCCUUCAAGGUCACAAUGUGGUUUUUCAUCUUCAGGAGACUUGAUAAGUGUGGCUGGUAAGAAUAGUGACCAGGCUUGAGACGCUCCUUAGUUAGCCUGUCUGGCCUGACCAUCACCAUAUAUAUACUACCUAUAUUUUUUUCUGCCAACCCUCCCCUUAAUAAAAGCAUGUAAUAGCAGAGUACAGUACACUUGUCAUACUUACUUUAGUGUCUGAGAGAAAGAGAGAGAGAUAGGAUGCCUCAUUCUUCACAAAGGAUGGAAUCUUCUUAGUUUUGAAGGAUAUUCCAGAAACGGUUGCAUGAUGACUGUUUGUCCUCUAGCCCCUUAAGAUGACAAUACACUACAGUACUACUCCAGACUGAGCUUUAGAGAGUCACUGCAGAUCCCAUACUCAUCACCCCCAUCCCCUUCUUCAUAACAUAACUGACCCUGUAAAGCAUAACCUAACCUAACUUAACCUGUAAAUCCAUUCUCAGUAACCUAACCUAACUUAAUCCAUUCCCUGUAACCUAACCUAACUUAACCUAUGAACCCGUAACCUAACCUAACUUAACUUAACCCAUGAACCUUGUAAAUCUAUUCUCUGUAACCUAACCUAACUUAACCCAUGAACCUUGUAAAUCCAUUCCCUGUAACCUAAUUUAACCUGAACCUAACCUAACCUAACUUAACCCAUGACUCUGUACAUCCAUUCCAUAGUCCCUGUAACCUAACCUAACUUAUCCUAUGAACCUUGUAAGUCCAUUCCACGUCACCCAACCCACCCGAACCUCUCCUAACUUAUGGCCCUGUAAAGACAUUCCACGUAAACUAACCUAACCAAAACUUAACUUAUGAGCCCGUAAAUCCAGUUCACCUCCUUGCAAAGCCCCACAUGCCUCACCCCUUCCCUUAUUCAUUCCGGCUAUGUGACUUGUUCCCCUCCUCCUCCUCUUCCCCGUUUGCUACCUCCUCCUCCUCCUCCUCACCCAUUCCCCUUUCUGGCUACGUGUCCUGUUUCCUUCCUCCUCCUCCUCCUCCUCCUCCGUACAGCUGUUCAGUAAGCAAUGACAAAUAAUAGUUUCUAAAUCAUUUUUGUCCUCUCUACGCACUUGUUGGCUGUUGUUGAUGUUCAUUUGGGCCCAUAACCAGUGUCACUUAGUGCUAAUGUGAUCUUUGACGACUUGGUGAUUAUUGCUAUUAUUAUUAUUAUUAUUAUUGUUAUCAUUAUUAUUAUUGGUGAAUUGGCACCGUAUUAUAUUGGUGAGACACAUACACACUCACACACACGGAGACAGGACCACACGAGCAUAAGCCCAGGCCCUAUAAAACUACAACUAGGUAAAUACAAUUAGGUAAAUACAUGGACAUUUAUUGCUCACUGAAGGAACAGAAUCUCGGCUUACGUGUAUAGAAUUAUUUUAUAUGUACAUUUUAUUUUCGUAUGUAUUUGUUUACCAGAUUUUAGAUACCAAUCUUGCUUCCUUGUGUCUUGAUAUAACUUCCCCUCCUCUUUUCCUAUCUCCUUAUGCCGUUUCCCGUCUGUAAACCUAGUCAAGAGUUGUGGCAUAUCAUUGUUUAAAAAGGGAUGAAAACGAUAUAUUAGCGCGAAGAACACCCACGGAACAGUUCUUUUAAGGUGUCUCUCCCUCCGCUCCCUCUCUCCCUUCCUCAAUCACUCACUCAGGAUAACACUAGUGAAUUUAGGAAGUAUUAUUACUUGUAUUUUUGCUUUUUUUAUGUCUUCUUUCGACUGUACUUGCCAGUUUGCUUGUUUGCGUUUUGUUUCGUUGAAGGUGAGGAGAGGGAGAUGGGCAGGGCAUGGAUAAGGAGGGAGAGGUGAGGUAGAUUUGGGGGUAUGUGAGUGUGACGUUAGGUACACACACACACGCACACACACACACAUUCGCAAACUUUCGGAUUUUACGUGGAAGAAAAAGCUUAUUCCAGUGGUGAAUUUGUGGAGUCAGUCACGGCAUUGGUAGGUAGGUACUUAGGUAAGGAAAUGAUAUACAGGUGACCCACACUUCGGCAAAUUCACACACACAGAGUCACACACACACACACACCUACACUCUCUUGUUCGUUCAUUGUAAAUCGCAUUAUUAUUAUCAUUAUUAUUACUAUUUAUUAUUAUUAUUAUUACGAGAGAGCACCAGCAUUCGUUCUGCCUGAGAGGUAGACUUGUGUAAAUUGAAUCGUUCUGAGUUGUGAUAUAUAUAAAUAAAAAAAGUACUAUAAAUAUAUAAUAAGUAAGGCUAUAUAUAUACAUGUAUGAAUAGGAGGCACACACGUCAGGAGAGUUGAAGGUUUAUAACAAUGCAAAAGAUGGCAGGCCUGUUUUUGUCCCCUUUUUUCAUGUGUGAGUGUGAGCAAGGGGCGGCUUUAAACAGUAAGGUUAUACGCUUUAGAUUUUUCCCCGUAGCGACCUAGCGAGGAACAUUCCACAGCCCCCGACCCUCUUCAGCAUACGUACGAAGAUAAUCAAAGGAACUGCCGCUACGUAAACAAGGUCCAACACUCACACACGACGACACGAACAAAGAAACCAGUGAAUUAGCGCACACCAGUUUAGGAGACCCGAAGGAAACACGAUGAAUGAGUUGAAUAGGAUGAAUAAUAAAGUGAUACAUGUAAAGACGAGACUCAGACUCCUCACGGCUAGAUUCACACAAGGUGCUGACAACCAAGCGAAACCAACCAACGUAGAUCAACCGAAACCAGCUGACAGACAGAUUGGCGUGAAAUGCACCACCACCAACACGGCUGCCACCACCACCACCACCACCACCACUACCACCGCUGCAAUAUCUGGGCCACACACACCCACACUUACACGGAUCAGCGCGCCUGCACAAAAAAUGAGCUUUAUGGUGAGACACGGAAGCCUGGCAGCUCUUUUUUUCUUCCCUCGCUACGCCAGUUCAGGGCAGCGAAAGGUGUUGGUCGUGUGAUCUGGCCCUGGGACCCUAAACUUACCUGUUCUUGAUCCUGUUUUUCCUCUUCCUUCUCCUCCUCAUCCUCUCUCAUUUCCCUGUCUUCUUUUUCCUUCUCGUCCUUUUCCUCUCAUAUUUUAUCUUCCUUUCCCUGUUCUCUUUUUCUCUUACUCCUUAACCCAUCUCUGUGCAACCCUUCUUUUAUCCUUCAUGUUCCUUUCUCUCUCUCUUCUCCCUUCUCCCAUUCCCUCCCAUUACUCCUUUCCCUUCCUUCCCCCACCCUGUUUAUCCUCCCUGUUAUUUCCUCCUCUUCUCUUUCUUCCUCUUCCCUCUAUCUUCUCCCAUCCCUACUCAAUCCCUCCUCUCCCCACCCUCACCCCCUCACCCUCCCAGGCCACUUGCUCUCCCAUAGGUCUGUCAGUGCUAGUGUUUUGCCCCUGUGAUGUACCCUCGGGAAGGAUCAACUCUUGCCUUGCUGUGUGAGACCUAAAGUUAGCGAAGGAUCAAUCAGCUCUUGCCUUGCUAAGCGGGACGAAGCUAGCUAGCCUGUGAGACCCCUCUAUAUCCCCCUUGAGACAUGUCAUUUUCAGCCUUAAAAGGGCUUUCAGUAAGGAGGCAUUCACUUGGUCAGACAGAGUAUUAGACUUACUGGAUGAAGAUAUUUUUUUGGUUUGAAUACUAUACUUAACUCGAGUCUGCUGACGACUAUUAUUAUUGUGUAUAUCAUGUGAUGUACCACUUCUUCAUUUACUUCCUCCCCCCCCUUCUCCUCCCCUUGUAGAAACUUGUCAUAACAUAAACGGUAGAGUGAGAGAGCGAGAAAGAGACAGACAGACAGAUCAUUAUCACUAUCAGGAUGUUAUUAACCUGGUGACUAAAUGAUAUGAAACCAAAGAUGUUAGUCGGUAAGAAUAAGCGUAUCUUUAUCUAGUCACGAGCAUCACCAUUACACACCAAGGUAGACGUUUAUGUUACCAAGAUAAUGUAUAUUGUUUUCGCUGAGUUGCCCGUUUGUUUAUCCAUAUUCAAGAGUUUAAAAAUUUUCAUCAGAUUACAAUGAUGAAAAAAAGGAGCGAUGGAGGAUGUCCGCCGCCUCUGGACCUUUACGGUUCUCGAUAUUAUUUUUUUUAAGAAAAUUGCAAUUUGGAUAUUAACUAGCUAGUGAUAUUAUGUUAUGAUAGAGUAUAUCUCAAACAGUUAUUUAUGAAACUCACUGUAAAGCUUGAUGUUUACAAUGAUAUGGCCAAAUGUAAUAACUCA